Molecule: messenger RNA, 930 nt
Organism: Balaenoptera musculus (blue whale)
Lineage: Eukaryota; Metazoa; Chordata; Mammalia; Artiodactyla; Balaenopteridae
Product: gamma-glutamyl hydrolase-like
Exons: 1
Coding region: 1-930 (309 amino acids)
Biological process (GO): tetrahydrofolylpolyglutamate metabolic process
Cellular component (GO): vacuole
Molecular function (GO): gamma-glutamyl-peptidase activity
Source: RefSeq, a predicted model, not a curated record
AUGGCAAGCUUCAGUCCUAUGCUGAGCAUGCUGGGACUGGUUCUGUGCAGGGUGGCAAGCCUUGGGCUGUCGGCUGCUCCCACCCCAACCUCCAAGAACACCAUCAUCGGAAUAUUAAUGCAAAGAUGCCACAGUGAGGACAUGAAAAUCCUGAGAAAAUAUUAUAUUCCUGCAUCCUAUGUAAAGUAUCUGGAGUCCGCAGGUGCGAGAGUUGUACCCGUAAGGCUUUAUCUUAAAGAUAAAGAGUAUGAAAAGCUUUUCAAAUCUAUCAAUGGGACCCUUUUCCUUGGAGGAAGUGUUAACCUCAUGAAGUCAGGUUACACCCACGAGGCCAAAAUAUUUUACAAGCUGGCCGAACAGCUAAACCCCAAUUAUUUCUUAUUAUUCCAGAGUUUUGGCAAUGGAAACUAUUUUCCCACGUGGGGAACCUGCCUUGGAUUUAAAGAGCUUACUUAUCUGGUCAAUGGAGAGAGCUUAUUAACCCUCACAGACAGUGUUGGAAUUAAAAUGCCAAUUAACUUCACUAGAGGUCCACUACAGAGCAGAAUGUUCCAGAAUUUUCCUGCUGACUUGCUGCUGUCAUUAGCAAUAGAACCUCUGACUGCAAAUUUCCACAAGUGGAGCCUCUCUGUGAAGAAUUUUACAAAGAAUGAAAAGUUAAAGACGUCUUUCAAUAUAUUAACUACAAAUACAGAUGGCUGUAUUGAGUUUAUUUCAACAAUGGAAGGAUAUCAGUAUUCAGUAUACGCUGUCCAGUGGCAUCCAGAGAAAGCACCUUAUGAAUGGAGGAAAGUAAAAGGCAUUCCCCAUGCACCUAAUGCUGUGAGGGCUGCUUUUGAUUUAGCAGAGUUCUUUGUGGCUGAAGCUCAGAAAAACAAUCACCAUUUUGAAUCUGAUGUUGAAGAAGGCAAAGCACUAAUUUAUCAGUAA